Molecule: messenger RNA, 2642 nt
Organism: Xyrauchen texanus (razorback sucker)
Lineage: Eukaryota; Metazoa; Chordata; Actinopteri; Cypriniformes; Catostomidae
Product: calpain-9-like
Exons: 20
Coding region: 107-2173 (688 amino acids)
Biological process (GO): proteolysis
Cellular component (GO): cytoplasm
Molecular function (GO): calcium-dependent cysteine-type endopeptidase activity; calcium ion binding
Source: RefSeq, a predicted model, not a curated record
CUGGAUUUAUCACAUACAGACUCGUACACGCACGACUCUCCGCUUCAGUCAUUCGCACGAGUGUCGCCACCUUCUAUCUGAGGUUUUGAAGCUCAGCUGAGACGAGAUGCCAUACAAUGUGUCCCAGUCAGGAGCCUCUGGGCAGAAGUUACAGGCGGAGAGCGUGCAGGCGGAUGGGAAGACGUUUGAACAGCUCAGACAAGAGUGUUUGCAGAAGGGGAAGUUGUUUGAAGAUCCAGAUUUUCCUGCAGUGGAAUCAUCGCUUUUCUACAGCCAAAGGGUCCCAGUGAACUUUGAAUGGAAGAGGCCAGGGCAAAUCUGCAAAGACCCCAAAUUCAUCACUGGAGGAGCCUCGAGGACAGACAUCUGUCAGGGACAGUUGGGAGACUGCUGGUUGUUGGCAGCGAUCGCCUCCCUCACCCUCCACGAAGAUACACUGAAGAGGGUCGUACCACAUGACCAGAACUUUGACCACAACUACGCCGGGAUCUUCCACUUCCAAUUCUGGCAGCACAAUAAAUGGCUGGAUGUGGUGGUGGACGACAGACUCCCGUGUGUGAGGGACAAACUUGUCUUCCUCCAUUCCGCUGACAACACGGAGUUCUGGAGUGCUCUUCUGGAGAAGGCCUAUUCCAAGCUGAACGGCAGCUAUGAGUCACUCAAAGGAGGAACUACCAUGGAGGCCAUGGAGGACUUCACCGGGGGCGUGGGGGAGAUGUACGAGACCAAGAGCGCUCCGAGCAACCUCUUUGACAUGCUGAAGAAAGCCAUAGAUAGAGGAUCCAUGCUCGGCUGCUCCAUAGAUAUCACAAGUUCUGCCGAAUCUGAGGCGCAAACCAUCACCGGUCUGGUUAAAGGCCACGCCUACUCCAUCACUGGAGUGGAGGAGGUGAACUACAGAGGAGCAAAAGUCCAGCUGAUCCGUGUCAGGAACCCCUGGGGUCAGGUGGAGUGGAACGGCCCCUGGAGCGACAACUCUAGGGAGUGGAGCGUGAUUGACAAGGCAGAGAAAACCAGACUGCUGCAAAACUCUCUGGAUGAUGGAGAGUUCUGGAUGGAGUUUGGAGACUUCAAAGCCAACUACGAUAAGGUGGAGAUCUGUAAUCUGACUCCAGACUCUCUGACAGAUGACUCUAAAAAGAAAUGGGACGUGAACAGUUUUCAGGGCAACUGGAUCAGGGGCUCCACCGCUGGAGGCUGCAGGAACUUCAUUGACACGUUCUGGACGAACCCUCAGUUUAAGCUUCGUUUGGAUGACCCCGAUGAUGGAGACCAAAUGUGCAGCAUCAUCGUCGCUCUGAUGCAGAAGAACCGCCGUCGAAUGAGGAAAGAGGGGCUUGACAUGGAGACCAUCGGCUUCGCUGUUUACGAGGCACCUAAUGAUGAAGACCACCAAGGGAAGGACUUUUUCCGUUUUAACGGCUCGAAAGCACGAAGCCGUACGUACAUCAACAUGAGGGAGGUGUCCGAGCGCUUCAGACUUCCCCCUGGAAACUAUCUGCUGGUUCCAACCACCUACCAACCGCACACUGAAGCCGACUUCCUCAUCCGGAUCUUCUCCGAGAAGAAAGCUGGAGCCAUUGAGAUGGGAAACACCAUUGAAGCAGACCUGCCAGAUCCACCAACUCCCAACCCUCCUGAGGAGGAGACAGAUGAAGAGAAAGGUUUGAGGAGGCUGUUUGAACAGAUCGCUGGCUCGGAUAACGCCAUCAGUGCCAGAGAACUGCAGCAGGUGCUGAAUGGAGUCCUGAGCAGGAGGAAAGAGGUGAAGUUUGACGGUUUGAGCCUCAGUACCUGCCACAGCAUCAUAAACCUCAUGGAUGUUGAUAACACAGGAAUGCUGGAAUUCGAGGAGUUCAAAGUCUUCUGGGAUAAACUGAAGAAAUGGAUCAUGCUGUUUAUCUCUUUCGAUACGGAUCGUUCGGGACGCAUGUCAUCCUAUGAACUCCGUACUGCUCUUAACGGUGCAGGGAUGCAUUUGAACUCAAAGAUUUUGCAGUUGCUGGGUCUCAGGUUUGCUGAUGAGAAUUAUGAAAUUGACUUUGAUGAUUACCUGACCUGCAUCGUUCGCCUGGAGAAUAUGCUCCGAGUUUUCCAGGCCUUUGACAGGCCAAAGACGGGACAGAUCAGCCUAAACAUACAGCAGUUCCUGUUUUUGUCCAUGAACGUCUGAGGACUUGGCAAAAUGAGGGAAAAGAAAAGGACAAAAGGACCAAAGGACCAAAGGAAGAUGUUAUGGAGGGAGUCAGUUGUGACUGUUAAAUACACUGAAUACAUUAGAUUUUUUGUUGGUUUGUUUGGGGGUCUUUCCCAUUAGGCCUGAUACUGACUAUGGGUUUAGGAGAGAUUUGCAGUAAUUAAAACUUUAAUUAAAAAAUGUUGUUUUGUGAAUGAAAUCCCAGUGUUGUGUUCUUGAUGGUACAUGUUUACACUUGUUUUUUUCUUUUCUGUGAUUUGGGUCAUAUUCACCUUUUAUGGAUAUUUACCUCCUUAAAUUGCCUCAUUGUUAAGAGCUGAUAAACUGUAAAGCUCUCGUGUUUAAAGGUGCAUGCAUGAAUCAACAAAUAAUAAAUGAAUUAUUAUUGAAUCAACGAUAAAUAAAUGAAUUAAAAAGUGGCACGAUGAGUUACUGUGGCUGUGGU